AACACUUUCACACCAUCCAUCUACUUCACAACCCAAUUAGAAAUACUUAAAAAAAUUCUUUCUUUACUUGUAAUUUGCAUCUACUAAAUUUUAAAUCGACCUUCAAGAAAGAAAAAAACAUGAGUUCAACUAGCAGAGCUUGGAUUGCGGCAGCAAGCGUAGGAGCUGUGGAGGCUUUGAAAGAUCAAGGGAUCUGCAGGUGGAACUACACCAUCAGAUCAAUUCACCACCACGCCAAGACCAAUCUCAGAUCCUUCUCUCAGCGAAAUAAGCUUUCUUCAUCGUCUCCGGCCAAGGUUGCGAGCACGGCGAUGAGGAGGGAAGAGAGGGCGAAGCAACAGCAAUCGGAGGAGUCUCUCAGGAAAGUCAUGUACUUGAGCUGCUGGGGUCCCAAUUGAUCAUCCAACCCCAACCCCAUAUCUGAAUGUGGCAAGACAGAGGCUCAAAUGUAAAUAUACAUAAUAGAAAGUUUUGAUUUAAUUAUAAGAGAAAUGUUGUCUCUUGAAUUUGGGAUAUUAUUGUUCGCAAUGACAGCAAAUUACACUCUACUACACUCUCAACUUCCCCUUGUCAUUUGUUCUUCUUAGCUAAAAAUGAUUACAUUCUAUUCCAUUAAUCUUCUAAUUUGUUUCAAA
Camellia sinensis is the source of this 635-nucleotide messenger RNA. The record is from RefSeq and is a predicted model, not a curated record. NCBI's taxonomy places the organism in Eukaryota, Viridiplantae, Streptophyta, Magnoliopsida, Ericales, Theaceae.